AGGUCCAAACGAGUGUAUGCCGUUUGGGCUUGCGAGCGAGCCUGGCGAGGUGUGGUGUUACACACAAUAUGGCGUUGUGAAUAUUUGUUGAUUGUCAGCGGAUACCAAGAGAAAAUACAAAGUUUUCUAUUCUAUUAAUCGACGGUUCACGUGCCUCUAAGAAUAAUAGUGGUGCAAGUUUUGGUGAAAAGUUGUGCUGUAUAAUGUAACCACGAGAGUUUUAGAAAAAAAAUGUCACUCAUCUCUAAGGUCAAAGAUAUAAUAUUCAAGGGUGGCUCUUCAGCUAAAAAGAAAAAACAUUUCCAUAAUGUGCGACUGGACUGUCCUGAGGACUUUUGGGAUAUUAUUGGAGAGCUUGGAGAUGGAGCUUAUGGUAAAGUGUACAAAGCACAACACAAGGAAACCAAGCAGCUUGCAGCUCUCAAGCAAGUUGCUUUAGAGGAGGAAGAGGAUCUGGAGACUUUCAUGAUUGAGAUUGAUAUUCUAUCUGAGUGCAAGCACAAGAAUGUUGUAGAACUGCUAGAGGCUUAUCACUAUGAUGGAAAACUUUGGAUGUACCUGGAAUACUGUGAUGGAGGGGCUAUGGAUUCUGUAAUGGCAGAGCUUUAUCGGCCACUCACUGAACCUCAGAUUGCUUAUGUUUGUAAAUAUCUUGUUGAAGCUCUUGCUUAUAUUCAUGAACACAAGGUAAUACACCGAGACUUGAAAGCGGGUAAUGUUCUCCUAACCAUGGAUGGAGGAGUGAAGCUAGCUGAUUUUGGAGUCUCUGCCAAAAAUAAGAACACAUAUGACAAAAGAGGAACAUUCAUAGGAACUCCAUAUUGGCUAGCCCCUGAAGUCAUCUUGUGUGAAACUUUCAUUGAUGCCAAAUAUGAUUAUAAAGCUGAUGUAUGGUCACUGGGUAUAUCAUUAAUUGAAUUUGCCCAAAUGGAUCCACCAAAUCAUGAUGUAUCUCCUGUCCGUGUUAUACUCAAGAUUCAGAAAGCUGAUCCUCCUAGACUAGAUUAUCCUUCCAAAUAUUCAAAAGAAUUUAAUGACUUCAUCAGCAAGUGCCUUGUGAAAGACCCAUCUCUCAGGCCAACAGCUCCAGAACUCCUGAAGCAUCCAUUCAUCAGCAGAGACCUUGACUCUAAGCCUAUUCGGGAUCUUCUACUGGAAUACAAGGCUGAAGUUGUUGAUGAGGAUGUAGAUGAAGAUGGAGAGGUGAGUACAAAUUUCAUUUUGUGGUGUGUUGCUAUUGUACACGCAGAAAAAAUUGCCCACAUCUUAUUUAGAGAUGAUUCCAUGGUUUUCUCCUCCCAUAAUGUUUACCAUGCACAUGCACAGAGGCUAGCCACCUCAAUAGCCAUCCAGAACAGGUUUGCAGGGGCCAAAGGGGUAAGUUUGCUUUUAUCCAUUCCACCUUUUGUUAUGGUGUCGGCUUUCAAUGCAGUUGCUGAUACCAUUGUUGUGUUGGCAACUUUUGAUGGUGUUUUGACACUAAAAUCAGAUGUGCUCUCUUGUUCUGCCACCACAGGACAUCGGGGGUGUCCGUUCAGUUAUGCUCUGACAGUGGAAGUCAGGGUAGGCACUGGUGCCACAACUGUGAUUCAAGUUUUUGGAAUGAGCUUUUCCUCAUUAGUGGAGAGUGAAAGACUGUUCUCUCAGGAAAUAAAGGAGGCACUGCAGCAUGUGGCUCAAAGAAACCUACUUCGGCAAAAGGAAGCAGGCCAGAGAGGCAGGGUAAGACAGAAGGCAAGAGAAAUAUAUGCUGCAGUGGCACGUAAGUUAAACAUUGACAAUCCUCCACCUUUCUCUGCUAGUAAUGGCUGGUUCUCAAGGUUAAAAAGACACUCGUUCAAGAGGGCACGAUGUCUGGGUGAAGCAGCAGACGCAUCUACAGAAGAGGUGGAAAGUUUCAUUGGUGUCUUGAAACAGAUGACUGGGGAUGGCGGUUAUGAUCUCCGUCAAAUAUUCAACGCCGAUGAAACGAAUUUGAAAACUUUGCUAGCGGACCAUGCUCCAGAUGGGGCCAAUUCAACAGCAGGGUCAGAGGCCACAGUUAUUCCAAUAAAGGAGGCCAAGUCAUGCAAAGUGACAACACCCUUUAGGAGAAGUUUGCCUUGCUUUUUUAUGUGCUCUCGUCUACGAGAAGGCAAUGUGACAGUCAUAUUGGCAGAGUUUAACAGUACUGCCAGGAAUUUCACCUCUUGGGUGGGUGUGAGUACAGAUUUUGGAACAUUGAUUGAAACCCACCAUAGCAGAAUCCAGGGCAAGAGUGUCUGCUACCGAGAGGUGAAGUGGAGAAGGAAUUCCUAUCUGCGUGGGCAAACUAUCAAAGUCAAGAAUUCUACCAUCCACAACAUCAUGGAUCCAUCUGUCCUUGGACAGGGCUUGCCAAUGCAGCCUGGCUACAUGGAUUUUGCCACCCACAAAAUUUUCAGGAGUGUUGAACAAGGGGCAAAAAGAAUCACUCAUCGGAAGCUGGUUUACUGGGAGGUAGCUGUUGAUAGAACCGCCUUUCCGAUCCCCUAUAUCACUUAUGCACUGAGCAAUGGGUACCAGUGCCUUGGAAAUCAAACCAUUGGUAUAGACAAGUUGGGUGUCGAAAAGGUGACCCCCUACACUCAUGGCCUUAGUGAGAGCAGAGGAACAGUUACCAUAUUUACCAGCAGUGACAGAGGCUUGGACAGGAGACUGGGUCCAGACAGCAGAGGAGUGGUGAUGGUGACCAGGAACUGCAGCUGGGCAGGUGGGCAGCAGGCGGAAGAGUCAGAUGAGUACGUCGACAGUGCCUCAGAUGACUCUUCUGGGGGAGGAAUAUGUCCCUACAGCAGAGGAUCUGGAAGAAAUGGAGCCUCCAAUUUUACCAUCGUUGCAUCGUGGUUCCGGUAUGAUGAUACUGAUGGCGAUGGCGAUGAUGAAGAUGAAGAUGACCCACUGAGCUUCCUAUAUUCGUUGGGGCUGCAGAAACGAGGGAAGAAGAGAGGACUUGACGGUGAAGUGUGUGGUGACGAGGCUAAGACAUUGCCGAUGCCUCGAUUGCUUUCUCCAACAUUACCUCCCAUCUCUCCUUUGAAAAACACUUCCAAAAUCUACCAAGAACAAAGAGCUUCGCAGGAAAAUGUGCAAACUUCUGCUCUCCGCUCUCACUCCCACUCUCCACUUCAUUUGUGCUCUCCACUCACACUAGCACUCUCUGCUCGCACUAGCACUCUUUACUUGCACUUCCACUCUCUGCUUCAAUCCCCCACUUGCACUCAAGCUUGUGCUCCCCUCUCACACUUCCUGACAUCGGAUUCUGAGGACAAUGAAACUCAAUUAGAAGGCCUCAUUAGUGACUUAGAUGAGGAAUAUUUGCCAGAAAAUGACAGUGAGGUCAGUAGCUCCGAGGUAGAAAGUGAUGGAAGCGGCGAGGAUGAUGAGCGGCCAUGCAGUCCUGCACUGGAUGCUUCCCUCCACACUUUCUAUUAUCUGAUCCCUUUGCUGAGCAGCGUCCUGCUUGACAUUAUACUAGGAGACCUGGUUGUGCCUUAUAAUGAAGUGCUGGUGAACGUCACGUGCCUUUGUUUUUUUUCUGUGCCUCGCCUCAACACACGUAACGAAUUCCUCUUGGUUUACACUGCAGCCACCCCAACAGCUGACUACCUGUACAGGAAAUUGUGCUUCAUAGGGGUGGGGCUGGAGGUGGCUUUGCACAGCAUGGUUGAAGCGGCGUGGAGGCAGGAGGUGGAAUGGUGGAGCGUGGUCUGCCAGGACGCCAGCUGGGACAGCUGGUUAGGGAAGAUGAAGAAAUACUUAAUAACACAUUUUUUUUAUUUUCAGAUAGUUGUGCCAGUAUCAGGUGAGGGGCGAAAAGGACUUGCUCCUCUUCCUCCCGUUAGCAGAACCUCAUCCAUCACUCCUGUUUCUAAUGCUUCUUCCACACCUUUAAAGAAGGGUCCUGCACCUGCUGUGCCAACUAGUAUCACCCUCUCUAAGCCUAGAGCUCCCUCUCCUGUUGACUUAUUCCCUGGUAAUGCUGUAGGUGAGUGUGUAGUGAACACCCCAGUCACCGAUAAUGUAAAUAAACAGAUGACCAGCACACCCUCAGGAAAGAAUCCAGCACCUGAGUCAGUUACCCUUAAUGAAAGUUUGGUGCUUAAUGAAGAGUUUUCAUUAUCACAUAAAGUAGAUUAUCUAUAUGACCAAAAUAACUCUUCCGUCCCAUGUGAAAAAGAGUGUACGGGCCAUGCAAGUGUGUCAAGCACUUCUAAAAACAAUGAAAACUCAGUCUUGUUUGAAGGAAUGGAUAUUGAUUUUAAGAAAAGUGAAGAGAAGGAAGACAACAGAAAUAGUAUAAAACCACCUUCCAAUGAAGAGUCAGUGAACGAAAUAAAAAUUGAUGUUACUAACAAUAUAAAUGAAAGGAAAAAUGAAUUAAGUGUGAGAGAAGAAAAACAUGUAGAAGAAGCAUUAUCGCUUUCUUCAAAUGAAAAAAAUGAAUAUGAAGAUAUUGUAUCAAUAAAUUCAAAUGGAAAAGAAGAUGCAGCCCAAAGAAGAGAAGUGGAUACUAUAGCUUCUGAUGUUCACCUAUGUCAAUAUCCUUCAUUGUCUCAUGGAUCUGAUCUAUUAUCUUCCACUUCCUAUUCACCAUCCACUUUUUCAGCUGACGAAAGCUGUAAUGAACAGACUUCACAGAAAAAACCUGUUGUGUCGUGUGCAGUCUUGACUCCAGAUUCCCCGGAUGCUGUUAUUGCUUCCAUAGAUACUGAUGCUACAGUAAUUGUUCGCACUCCUACCCCAAAUCCUGAGGAGCCACCACAGUCUCAAUCAUCAGUGGAAAAAGAUAGCAUUGUCACAUAUUCUGGUCCUGCCAUUGUCGAAAAGGAUGCAAAAGAAGAAGAGGCCGUAAUGUCACCUCACCAUGACCUGAAUCCCAAAUUGAAUCAAUCCUCUGGCCCAUUUCUGUCUAUGUCUGAAGCAGAGGAACAAGCAGUGUUGUGCUUGGAUUCUGCCAUUGAGAGUAUCGAGAAUGUAGCAUCCACAAAAUUUUCUCCAAGCUAUGAAAAGGAUUCAACUGUUACUCUGAGUGGCUCGUCAGUCAUUUUGUCUCCAGAGGAGAUACAGGAUGGCAGCAAUGUGACUGCAACAGAUGAUGAUGUCUCAGAUUCAACAUCUAAAGAUGCAUUCCAUGGGACAUUACUGCAUUCGCAACCCUCACUUGGGACUGCUAGUCAUCUGGAGUGUACAAAUAUAGCCACCCACAGAAGACUAAGUGCUCUAAUAAUCACAGAAGAGCUCAUUAAUCAUCCUGUAAACAUUAUUCAUAGACGCUUCAAAAUGGAGAAACAACCUUUUGAUACCUCUCGGAAGAGUGAAAACUGGACAAGGGACACUGUGCUAAUGCUGACAAGGCUCGCUACAGAGAACAAUGAUGUAUUGAAAGGCAGCUUGUGCCCUGAAGUGGAGUGUGCAUGUCACUCCCACCCUUACGGCAAAGAAACUGAUAAUGUUGCUGUUAGAACAGUGUCUGACACACUGCAUUUGCGCCUCAAACACAAGAAAGUGACGGCUUGUUGCAAACCUGCUUUAAAUGAACAACAAAAGAAAGCUCAAAAGGCAUUUGUUUCUAAAUACUUGAAGUGGCCAUUGGAAAAAUUGCAUAGUGUCCUCUGGACUGAUGAAUCACUCUUUGUUGUCUGUGGCAUGAAGGGAGAUAGAGUGUGGGCAAUGAAGGGUAUUCAUAUGAAUGAUCCCAAGUACUGUGCCCUCAUGGUAAAACACCCUGCAUCAAUUAUGGUAUGGGCUGAUUUUGGAUAUGGGGAUAAAGGGCCACUAUUGGUGCUUCCACAGAAUCUGAUGGUAAACCAGCAAGUUUAUCUCAACAUCUUAGAUGAACACUUGGGGGAGUGUUUUGCAAACAGUGGUGCAGAGCAUAAUGGGGCUCCAGCACACAGAGCAAAUUCGAAACCUGACAUUAAUCCUGAGGUCAUCAUGGAAGUUCCGGUUUCUCCCUCUGAUGGUCAUAAGUUAGAUGAAAGUGAAGUUGUGAUCUGUAAUUCUUCUAUCCUUCAUCAAGGCCAGCAGUCUGAAUCUCAUUCUUCUGAGUCUCGAUAUGAGGUCACAGUUGAGGAAUCUCAGAAAAGUGAUGCUAUUUAUUCUGAAUCAUCUGGAAAUGACACCACUCAUAUAUCUGUAGUGUCAGUAGAUGAUCUAAAACACUCAAGUGCUAGUAAGAAAGAAACUGUAUUAUCUACUGAAACAGUAUCAACACUUGCAAUAGAUCAGAAGAAUCCUGUUAAGAAAUCUGCACACACUGAGACAGAUCAACAGGGACAUCUUGAGACCUCAUCCAAUAUCUCCAAUAUAUCAAAUAUUAGUGGAGGAACUACCUCAACUGGACAUUCUGUUAGUUCAGGAGAGGAAGAAAACAGACCUGCUGUAUCUCUUCACAUUGAGGGUACAACUGUUGGUGCAACAGAUGUGGAUGAUGAUGAAGUAUUCAGUAACUCAGAGCAGGAUUAUAAGAAAGCAAAGGGCAACUCGAACAACAAGCCUACACUUGUAAGAGAGGUAACGGUCAACAGUGCAGUUUCUAUAGAAUCAGCAAUAUCAUCACCAUCACAACACAUUGACCAUUCUCUGCAGAACACCCCUGUUCCCUGCUCCCUAGAAACAAAGAUUCUUCAUAAUGGUAUUGGGAAAGAUUCUCAGAGGACAUCAGAAAAAUCUGACUGGGAUACGGAAAGCACAACUAGUUCAGAAAAAGAGAAUAGACUAAGAGAAAAGGAUGAUGAAAGUCUUGAUGAAGUUGUUCUGAGAAGGUCCCAGAGAAGUAACUCCUCCGACAUGCCUUCAUCCAUUGACAAAAGCAAAGAAAAUAGAAGCACAAGAACAAAAGCAGAAAUUGAUCUGGUUGCUCUGCGCAAGAAGACCAGAAAGCGCACCAGGAAAUUUGUUGUUGAUGGUGUAGUUGUGACAACAAGACAGGUAUUUUAUGAAGAUGAAGGAACUGCUACUGGACACUUUGCUCGAAAGCAAGAAUUAAGGGAACUCAAGAUUCUUCAAAAAAUUGAACAGAAGCAGUUCCAGAAAUUAGGUGUUGAAGCAAACUUAGCCAAAGCUGAACAGGACAAGGAAUUUGAAAUGGAAAAACAGCAGCUCCUACGAACUUAUGAUGCAGAUAUUGAAGCUUUAAAUCGACAGCAAAAGCAACAAGUGGAAAAAGCAGAGAGUUUACAAGAAGUGGAACUGAAGAAUUCAAGUAAGAAAAUAAGGGCUGAGCAAGAACGUGAAUUGAAAUCUUUUAGAGAGUCACUUAAGACUGAACUGAAACUCUUAAAACAAGAGAUUGAUCUUCUACCAAAAGAUAAGCGAAAGGACAUCUUCAAAACUCGCAAGGAACGUUUGGACAUUGAUCAGAGUGAAAGAGAACAAGCAUUUUUAGAAAGGCUGCAUGAAGCUCAUGAGACAUCUCUUAGAAGAUUAGGAGAUGAUCACCGUGAAAGAAUUGCCCUCCUCGAACGGCAGUUCCUGCAACAGAAACAUCAGCUUCUCAGGUCUAGAGAAUCAGCUCUGUGGGAAAUGGAAGAACGUCAUCUUCAUGGAAAACACCAACUCUCCAAAAAACAACUGAAAGAUAUAUUCUUCCUUCAGAGACAUCAGAUGCUUCUGCGCCAUGAAAAGGAAUUGGAGCAAGUGAAAAGAGUAAAUCAACAAAAGGAAGAGGAGCUUAUAAAGAGACAACAAGUUGAAAAAAGACAGUUGCCAAAAAGAAUUCGACAAGAAAUGAAGGCUCGUGAGCUUAUGUUCCGGGAGAGCAUGAGGAUCAGCACAUCCCACCUUCCUGAUUCUCACGAGGAUGAAAAAAACAAGCUUAGAAAGUUCCAGGAAAAUGAAAAACGCAGAUAUGAAGCAGAGAAGAAACGCGCAGAACAGAAACAUCAACGAAAAUUAGAGGAACUUCAAGCAGCAUCAGAAUACACAGUUAAAGAACUGGAACAAUUACAAAAUGAGAAAAGAAAAAUGUUAAUGGAACAUGAAACAAAUAAACUCAAGUCCCAAGAUGAAGAGUAUCAGAGAGAGUUGCGAGAAUGGAAGGAGAAUCUAAAACCACGCAAACAAGUAAGUUAAAAGAAUUCCUGUGGUUUUUCUUCUCAAUUUUUUGUUCUUUCUGCAGGGAUAUUGAUUUACUUUCCUAAUAACUUAAGUAGAAGUUAAAGUGUACAAAAUACAGAUGUGAAA
Messenger RNA from Portunus trituberculatus (swimming crab), 8205 nucleotides. RefSeq lists its product as uncharacterized. Gene Ontology annotation, biological process: protein phosphorylation. The record is from RefSeq and is a predicted model, not a curated record. The coding region runs from base 232 to 8094 and encodes 2620 amino acids. The transcript has 43 exons. Gene Ontology annotation, molecular function: protein serine/threonine kinase activity; ATP binding; nucleic acid binding. NCBI's taxonomy places the organism in Eukaryota, Metazoa, Arthropoda, Malacostraca, Decapoda, Portunidae.